This is a messenger RNA of Clavispora lusitaniae ATCC 42720, 489 nucleotides long. RefSeq lists its product as uncharacterized. The record is from RefSeq and is a predicted model, not a curated record. Lineage: Eukaryota; Fungi; Ascomycota; Pichiomycetes; Serinales; Metschnikowiaceae.
AUGGACCAAGCAAAAACGCCAGAAGAAGUGGAUUUGGAAAUCAAAGAGCUCACUCGUGGCACCGAGAAGCUUUUGUACGAACGUUCUUCUGCGACGCAAGAUGGCCCAGGCAUUGUCCACUAUAAGGUGUUGCCAGGAAUGAGGGUCUUCGAUUCCGAUAACAAAAUGUACAUCAUCGAUACCCAGGGCCACGCUGUGCCUGUAACUGUUUCGGAGACUGCCCAUCCGAGAAGACAAAAGAAGUUUUAUCACCAGCCGAUCCCGUCGGGCAUGCACACGCGGCCAGAGGUUUUGCUUCGACAACAUGCGGAGAUGAUGGACUCGGUCCACUACGAUGUGUUCAUGGACUUGGCGACGUCUGGUCGCUUUGGGAAAUGGGACACCACUCUGUCGAUCCACAACAGUGCGAACAAUAGCAGAGACAGCAAAAACAGUCGGUGUUCUGGAGGAACAGGAGGGACGGGCAAAAGUUCGAGAAGAUCACUAUAA